Penicillium taxi is the source of this 888-nucleotide messenger RNA. Its product is annotated as fungal specific transcription factor domain-containing protein. The record is from RefSeq and is a predicted model, not a curated record. NCBI's taxonomy places the organism in Eukaryota, Fungi, Ascomycota, Eurotiomycetes, Eurotiales, Aspergillaceae. The transcript has a single exon. The coding region runs from base 1 to 888 and encodes 295 amino acids.
AUGCCCUCCUGCCGAGAGACCUCCGAUAGACACGCUCGAGGGAUCCACGUUAAAAAAAAUAGGUCAAGCUUGGCGUAUGGGACCCCACCAUAUAUAAGCCGAUUACAACACGAUUUACCGCCACCUAAAAGUGAGUACUUUGCUGGUAAUUCUCAAGAUACAAGCGCUCUUGAGGUGUUUAUUGCGCUGGCAGAUCUCACCAGUAUUCUUGACUAUUGCCUUGAACAAGUGUAUAACAUUCAUCAUGACAAUCCUGACUUGAGUUGGAACCUCCAUUCAAAGCUUGACCAAUGGGUUCAGAAUUUAAAAGGAGAUGUUCGCAAAAUCAUUAUUCACGGUGUCAAGCUAGAUAUUCCCGGUGCAUCGAAUUUGCGCCUUGCCUUUUUAUCUAUAAAGCUACUGCUACAGCGUAUAGAUCUAGAUCGGUGGCGUCAAAGCUCUAACUCAAUAAAUCCAGCGCAAUUGGCAAAUCAGAGCAUUUUGCCUCGGAGAACUGCUGAGGAGAUUGUAGUUCUUGUCCAGGAACUGCAGGAUGAGCAUCUGGGGGAUUUUUGGCGCCCUGUCGCAGCGUUUAUAUUUACGUCCACAACCACAUUCCUUUUGCGAUGCGCUCUUGAAACGGGCAGCCAUUCUGAACUUUCAUAUAACUCGUCUCUUCAGAUGGCUCACGAAUUUCUUUCGUCCCUAAGGUCACAUAAGGAGAGGAUGGGGUGGGAUCUAGCCGAUACAUGCCUGGCCCAGCACUCUGAAGUUGUUGAAACAUUGUUGAGCUCAGCGCCGAUUCGCGAUGCAACGAAUCUCAAUCAACAGGCAUUUAUGCCAGAUAUGGAUUUCAUUGGCGCUAUGUUUCCCAGUGUUUGGGAUAAUUUAACAAGUAUUUAUGAGUGA